Messenger RNA from Cydia fagiglandana, 1325 nucleotides. RefSeq names its product all trans-polyprenyl-diphosphate synthase PDSS2-like. Bases 112 to 1320 code for a protein of 402 amino acids. Gene Ontology annotation, cellular component: mitochondrion; transferase complex. The record is from RefSeq and is a predicted model, not a curated record. Gene Ontology annotation, biological process: ubiquinone biosynthetic process; isoprenoid biosynthetic process. The transcript is spliced from 2 exons. Gene Ontology annotation, molecular function: prenyltransferase activity. NCBI's taxonomy places the organism in Eukaryota, Metazoa, Arthropoda, Insecta, Lepidoptera, Tortricidae.
CACAACGGCGAAUCGCACUAAUCGCACAGUGUUGUGAUAAAUUAUAAAAAAAAACUUCAUAAUUUAAAUGUGAAAGUGUUAUAAAGUGCCAGAAAACCCCUUAUAACAAAAAUGUCUUACGCAUUAAUACGCCAUUUGCGCCGAACGGCGUUAAUUUCACAUCAAAUUCGCCUGGAAUCCACCAUGACCAACGUAACACAGGAAGACUAUUUAAUCCGACCUCCGUUCGCACAAUGGACCAAAGUUAUAAGAGAAGCAGAGAAAAUAGUUGGAUAUCCGACCUCUUUCAUGAACCUGAGAUGGUUAUUGAGCGACGAAUUCGCUAAUAUGGCUAUGCAUUUACGCAAAGUAGUUGGCAGCAAUCAUCCAAUCAUACAAACAGCCAAAACAGUCCUCUACAACGAGCACAACAACCUCCAACCAUGGGGUCUGGUCAUCCUGCUACUCUCCAAAGCUAUCCGGCCUCCACAAUCAAACUCCAUACUCCACUCCUCCUCCGAGCAGCAGAGGACACUGGCAGAGCUCACAGAAAUGAUCCGUACUGGGCAUUACGUCCAUCGAGGCUUACUCAACAUAGAAUUUAAUGAGCGAGGCAAAAACACAGAGACGUCCAUGUUUGCCAACAAAAUAGCCCUAUUAAUCGGUGACUAUUUACUCGUAACAGCUAACGGUAUGCUAGCACGAUUAAAGAACCAGGAUUUAUCGUAUCUUAUAUCAACAGCACUUAGAGAUAUCAGUGAAGGAGAGUUUUACGGUGAACGGGAUAAACAGAACAUGCCGUUGCCAGGGAAACCUAAUCAAAUAGGAGUGGAUGAGUUUGAAAUAUGUGCGGACACACUACCUUUAGCUACGAAAGGUGUUUUAGGAUCACCGAUUAAAGAGUGGACUUUACGGACUAUGUAUAAUGGUGGUUCUUUGUUUGGUAGAGGUUGUCAAGGUGCUUUACUGCUAGGAGGCCAAGACUUAACAGAGCAAGAGAAGGCUUAUCAGUUCGGUUGCCACUUAUGUUUAGCCUGGCAAUCCGCUAGCGAGUUACAAAAGUUCACGUCUGAAAAUAAGGAGUCUUUUUCUUUAGCAAGCGCGCCUGUGUUAUUUGCCUUAAAUGAAAAACCAGAUUUGUAUAAAAUCAUAGAUAAUUCCAAAGACAAUGUAGCUGAUGUAGACUUCCUAUAUUUGAAAGGGGAAGUGUUAAGAACAGAUGCGCUAGAAAGGACUAGAUUACUUCAUUUAGAAAAUGCUAGGAAAGCCGAGUAUUUUGCUGACAUGUUUGGUGAUAAUGAGUCAGUGCAUACAAUUAAAAGGUUAAUAAAAAAUCUAUAAAUAUG